Messenger RNA from Aspergillus nidulans FGSC A4, 1550 nucleotides. RefSeq names its product Set1-mediated histone H3-K4 methylation subunit Swd1. NCBI's taxonomy places the organism in Eukaryota, Fungi, Ascomycota, Eurotiomycetes, Eurotiales, Aspergillaceae. The record is from RefSeq and is a predicted model, not a curated record. Gene Ontology annotation, molecular function: histone H3K4 methyltransferase activity. Gene Ontology annotation, cellular component: chromosome, telomeric region; nucleus; Set1C/COMPASS complex. Bases 117 to 1550 code for a protein of 477 amino acids. The transcript is spliced from 5 exons. Gene Ontology annotation, biological process: telomere maintenance; subtelomeric heterochromatin formation; regulation of DNA-templated transcription.
GCUGGAUGUUCCCUCUCACCCUUCUCUCCUGGCCUCUCCUUAGGCUGGGAAUCUGUUCUACGUUCUCUUUUCGUUCUGUCUUGGCUGUUCCUUGAGCCAACUUCAAGCACCUCGCCAUGAAUCUCUCACUUGUCGAUCCCUUCGUCCUGGCUCAGGACUACCCAGACACAUUAUCGGAGAAGCUGAGGAGUGGGCACGCGACAUGUCUGCGCUUCAAUCGCAAGGGAGAUUAUCUGGCGUCUGGACGGGUAGAUGGCACUGUUGUCAUAUUUGAUGUUGAGACAAAUGGCGUUGCGCGCAAGCUGAAAGGUCACAUUCGGCAAAUUCAAUCUCUGAGCUGGUCUAGAGACGGUCGCUAUCUUCUGAGCUCUUCACAAGACUGGAAGUGUAUUCUAUGGGACCUGAAAGAUGGUUCGCGGGUGCGCACAGUCCGUUUUGAAGCUCCUGUGUAUAUUGCAGAGCUGCAUCCUUACAACCAUUUGUUAUUCGUUGCCUCACUCUUCGAAGACCAGCCGGUUCUUGUCGACAUUUCCUCCCCGAAACCCGUAAAGCGCAUCCUCCCCUCCGCACCCUUUCGCGCCGCGCCCUCCAAAGACGAAGAAAUUGACCCCGCUGUCGCAGCCAAGCAAGCCGCCCAGGAUGCAAAGCACUCAACCUGCGUAACCAUCUUCACCGCGCUCGGCAACCACAUAAUAGCCGGCACCUCAAAAGGCUGGAUCAACAUCAUCGAAACCCAAACCUGCACCACAAUACAUUCCACAAAACUAUGCGCCGGUGUGAUCAUCCUCCUCCGCCUCGCCAGCAAUGGCCGUGACCUCCUAGUCAACAGCUCCGACCGCGUCAUCCGCACAAUCCUCAUGCCGGACCUCUCCCAACUCGGCAUCGACCUUGAACCAACCAACAUCAAACUCCAAGUAGAGCACAAAUUUCAAGACGUCGUCAACCGCCUCAGCUGGAACCAUGUCGCCUUCUCAUCUACCGGCGAAUUUGUCACCGCAUCCACAUUCAUGAACCCAGAUAUCUACGUCUGGGAACGCAGCCACGGCUCACUCGUUAAAAUUCUUGAAGGCCCCCGUGAAGAACUUGGCGUUGUAGAAUGGCAUCCAACCCGCCCAUUCGUCGUCGCAUGCGGCCUUGAGUCCGGCUGUAUCUACACCUGGUCCAUUGUCACGCCUCAGAAAUGGUCGGCACUCGCCCCGGAUUUCGGCGAGGUCGAAGAAAAUGUUAUUUACGUCGAGCGCGAGGACGAGUUUGAUAUUCACCCGGCAGAAGAGAUCCACCAGCGCCGUCUUGACGCUGAAGAUGAGGAGCCAGAUGUCCUAACCAUUGAGCCCUCUAAAAGCGGCGACGAUAUUGAGUCCUUCCGUAUGCCUGUCCUGUUGGAUAUAUCUGAUAGCGAGAGCGAGGAGGAUAUCGUUGCGGUUGGGCCAGGGACUAUGCGGCGCCGGAGUCCUGGCACCGGAAGGGACAAGUCCAAUGCGAAUGGUGAUGGUGAGAAGGAUGGGCGGAAUGGGACGACCGGUCGAGGAGCGAAGGGUAGACGACGAUGA